GGCGAGCUGAGCGGCGGGCCUGUCCGGAGCUCGGCGGUGGCGCUGGAGGAGGCUGAGGCGGCGGCGGCGGCGACGGGCCCGGACGAGCGCCCGGAGGUGGCGGACGAGGCGCCGGGGUCCCCCAUGGGCGGGUGUGUGGGCGCCCAGCACGACUCCUCAGGCAGCCUCAACGAGAACUCGGAGGGCACCGGAGUUGCUUUAGGUCGUAACCAGCCUUUGAAAAAGGAGAAACCAAAAUGGAAAAGUGAUUAUCCUAUGACAGACGGACAACUGCGCAGCAAGAGGGACGAAUUUUGGGAUACUGCACCAGCUUUUGAAGGCCGUAAAGAGAUUUGGGAUGCCUUGAAGGCUGCUGCACAUGCUUUUGAGAGCAAUGAUCACGAACUGGCACAAGCAAUCAUUGAUGGUGCAAACAUAACAUUACCGCAUGGUGCACUUACAGAGUGCUAUGAUGAACUGGGGAACAGGUACCAGCUUCCAGUCUAUUGCUUGGCACCACCAAUCAACAUGAUAGAGGAAAAGAGUGACAUAGAGACUCUGGAUAUUCCUGAGCCACCACCCAAUUCUGGAUAUGAAUCUCAGCUCCGUUUGCGCCUUUCUACAGGCAAAGACCUCAAACUUGUGGUUCGUAGCACAGACACGGUAUUCCACAUGAAGAGACGGUUACAUGCAGCAGAGGGAGUGGAACCGAGUAGUCAGCGGUGGUUCUUCUCUGGCAGACCUCUCACCGACAAAAUGAAGUUGGAAGAGCUGAAGAUCCCAAAGGACUAUGUUGUACAGGUUAUAGUGAGCCAACCUUUGCAGAACCCAACACCAGUUGAAAACUGAACUGGUCCUAUUGGCUGGUUCCCAGAUCCCUCUGCUCCUUUUUAUUAUGUUGCCAUUUCCUACUCUAUGGCGUGAAAUUUAUUUUCACUGCUCUAAAUUCCCUAUGAAUGGAUUUAGUUCUGAGGAAUUACCAGUGAAAAAUUCCAUCUGUGAUGGAGACCAACAAAAAUAAUAAAACACAAAGAGCCAGCCUUUGAGACUCAUGUAAUUACAAUUUCUAAUUUGAGAAGCAGUUAAGAAAUAGAUAACCAUUUAUUUUAAAACACUCAACUACUAUGUAAUGGCUGUAUUUAAAUGAUUUGGACUGUAAAUGGAACGAUGCAUCCAUGAAGAACAGCACCAAGCACCUUUUGAAUACAGAUUUUUUUAAAUAUAUCAAAUUAUAUACCCAGAAACCAUCCAUAAUAGUUAUAAAAUGUAAGCUUUCUUUUUAAUAGAAAUUGAAAAGAGCAGUAUUUGAGGUUUGCUUCUAUUCUGGUUUUUUCUUCUUAGCUCAAUUAAUAUUUAGCCAUAAAGGAGUAGAGACUCUCCAUCCCCACAUGUUGAGCUCCUUAUUACAUUCACGCUAAAUUUUGGUGCCUUCCAGCACAUUGGUGGCAGGCACCCUUCUGGAACACUAGGCAAUAAUUUAGUCAAUGCAGUCUCUGGUUUUCAACUGAUAGUUGAAAAGUCGUUUAUCCUCUUACUGCAUAGGCGUUUUGAAAGGUCUAUGUAAUGAAGCUGUUUUCAUAUCCUGGCUUAGAAGGUCACUACUAUAUAAUACCUUCGUUGAUCUAGCUACUCUGCUUAGAACUUUUUGUAGCUAACUGUGAGUCCAAAUGCAUAGUUCCUGGGCCAGGGAACACAGGAAUUGAGUACAAUUGUUCCCACUAUAGGAUGGUAAAGUAAUUGUUCUCAUCUCCUCUACUUUGCAGGAAGAAUGUAAGGAAAAACCAUUCUAUCUGUGCCUGGGAGAACUGUGCCUAUUUUCAGUCUUUUAGAGCAAAUUUCAUCAAAAUUGACAAGUGUGAAAGGUUUACUGGUAUCACUUAAACAUCAGCAAUGAGACCAAAUAAUGAAACAUUGCUUUAUACCUUAGUGGUUUCCAGUUGAGUUACCUCUAGUCAUGGUGGGUGACAAUUUUCCUCCCUCAUCUUUCCUGGCAAAAGCAAAUUAAGAACCAUUUACAAAGUAGAGGACUGAAAAGUCCAAUGAGAUAACCUGAUUCUUUUGUACUGUGACUGGAAUAAAGCUACCAAGGAUUAUGUUUAAUUUGGAGCCUUUUAAAAGGGUGGUUCCUUAGAUGAGAAGAGGGCUAAGACUUGACCACGGUACCCCUGAGAAUCCAUGAGAUGGAAAAGUAGAGGCUAGAAGGCACUUAUGCUGUUCUCAAUUGGGAAGUAGCAACCCUCCACACCUAUUCGGAUGGGAAGCACCAUUAUUGAUUCUAAUGAUGACAUGAAACUGCUAAUUAGUUUAAAUGUAAUGUUUAAAAUGGUAUUUACAUUUUCUAUAGCCUGAUUAAAUAUAUCUAUAAUUGUAACUUACCAUGUUUCUGAGAGCUUUAACUAUUAAUACUUCCCUAUUUUUAUGCAAUCAUUUUAAAGAUUGUAGCUGUAUCCAAUUUAGGAUUGCUGAUGACUGAAUCUAAAUUCAAGAGAAAACAGCAUUAAUUCCAAAGGAGAAUUUUGUACUUAGAGGUGGAGGUAUGAGAGUAUUUCAAUAUGUUGCCCUGUCAUUAAAUAGUUUUUGUUCAUUUGUGUGCCACAUUGAAUAGCAGCAUCUCUCAGAGUCUAUCAACUGGAAAAAAGUGUUUAAACCUGUUUUUCUUAAGGAAAAUUGGUGAUGUCAUCAAUAUCUAUGAUUGAUAAAAGGUCUUGUUUGUUGAGGAUUUGAGCUCUCUUAAGAGUUUAUUUUAAGGGAACAUAUACUUUGAAUAACAAUUUCUGGGCAUGUUCAACUAACCUAGGUGAGAAAUCCAUGGUGCUGUUUAAUUGUAAAUAGAUUAAGAUUGGACCAAUACUUGAUGUGUAUAAUUUUAGUAUGUAGGGUUUUUGUGCUUUUUUAAAAAAAAAAAAAGUUCAAUUUU
Molecule: messenger RNA, 2896 nt
Organism: Lemur catta (Ring-tailed lemur)
Lineage: Eukaryota; Metazoa; Chordata; Mammalia; Primates; Lemuridae
Gene: UBTD2
Product: ubiquitin domain containing 2
Exons: 3
Coding region: 124-828 (234 amino acids)
Molecular function (GO): protein binding
Source: RefSeq, a predicted model, not a curated record